CACUGUAAGGGUGUGUUCACCAAAACGAAUACAUUCCUCCAUUUAUUCACAGACUAAAACCAGUGUGACUGAAAUAAAAUAAAAACAAAUGAACGUUUAAUACAUGAUGCCGUUGUGUUUUUGCAGUAUGAACAGAACUUGCACGGGGCCCGGGUUCGGUGAUCAUGGGGUUAAGUUCUCCUCCUCGUUGAUCCCUCAUAAUGGGAUGUGCCACACGAGUCGCUCCGCUGGUCUAAGCCACAGCAGGUCACCGCAUUCAGUGCAGGAGGCGGGCCUAUGUGCAGGGAGCGGAUGAGCUGCGGACUCGGUACCGUUCAGUGGUCGUGAUUUGUUUUUGUUUUUAGUAUCAUCGAGGAGCAGCUGACUGACCGCCUCGGACGCACACGCACACGCACCAGGCAUGGUGGCACGUGGAUUCUUGCGGGCGAGGAGCCCCGCGGGACACCGAGUGGAAUAACGCGUCGCGGGUGCGUAUCGGCGUCCCGCACGGCCUCGCGCUCCUCCCCUCUGCGGGACCCGAGAGGCGAUGCGCUCUUUGGACGGAACGGCCGGUUUCGCGCAGACAUCCGGGAAACGCAUCCACGCGCAACGGCUCGCCCUCGUCCCGGCAUGCCUCUGACAACACAAAGCCUGCCAACGAGGAGCUCCCGUAAGAAAAGCGCACAGGCGAAUCAGCAUGGGAGCGUCAACGCGGUUAUUUGGCUUCAUUCCGCGGGCGGUGCUUUGCAGCGCAGUUGUGCAAUGAGACAAACGGGAAUCAUCAAGUAGACUUCAUCCAGAACCACACAACUCGACAAUAUGGCUGAUCAGAGCAACAUCCAGUCCGCCGCCUCUAAGAGUAUUCGGCCUUUUAAAUCCAGCGAGGAAUACCUGUACGCCAUGAAGGAGGACUUGGCCGAAUGGCUGAACACCCUCUACGAUCUGGAUGUCACCGCGGACACCUUCGUGGACGGGCUGGGCACCGGCUGUGCCCUGUGUCGGCACGCCAACAACGUAAACCGCGCGGCGCACGACUUCCAGCUGGAGAACCCGGAGGCUGCUCGGUCCAUGAAGAUGCCGACCAAAGAUGUCGUCUUCCAGUCCCGAAACGUCGUCUGCGGCUCGUUUGUGGCGCGGGAUAACGUGUCCAAUUUCAUCAGCUGGUGCAGGCAGGAGCUCUGGAUCAAGGACGUCCUCAUGUUCGAGACCAACGACUUGGUGGAGAGAUGCAACGAGAAGAACUUUGUUCUGUGUCUCCUUGAGGUCGCGCGGCGCGGGUCCAAGUUCGGCAUGUUGGCCCCCAUGUUGAUCCAGCUGGAGGAGGAGAUUGAGGAGGAGAUCCGGGACCAGGAGAGCCUCCGGAUCGAUGAAGGGGAGCCGGCUGAGCAGAGCCCGCCCGGCAGGAGCUUCAGCCGAAAAGAGAGCAUCCGCAGCGUGGAGGACGAAGAGGAUGAGCCCGAUCCAGAGCCGUUCAUCUGGCCGCAGAAGAGAGUGUUAUGUGACAUGCGAAAUCUGGAUGAGUUGGUGCGUGAGAUUCUGGGCCGGUGUUCCUGUCCAGCUCAGUUUCCCAUGGUCAAGGUGUCGGAGGGGAAGUACAAAGUGGGAGAUUCCAGUGCGUUGAUCUUCAUAAGGGUCCUUCGAACUCAUGUGAUGGUGCGUGUUGGAGGGGGCUGGGACACAUUAGAGCACUAUUUGGACAAGCAUGACCCGUGUCGCUGUGCUGCUUUUGCCCACCGCUACCACCAGGCUAAAUCUAGUGGCCAGGGAGGCCAGAGCAAGUCCUCAAGUGCCCACUCGUCCCGCUCCACCAGCCCAGGUCCCCACUGGCGAAACGAUGGCAUCGCACCGUACAAACCCCCCGACAGGCCCGGCCGCUCUCACAACCCGUCCGUCCCCAAUGAGCUGGACUCUGGUGCAGCUCGUCCUCUACUCCCACGGCCGCCGCGAGACCGCUCAGAACCCCGCCACUUCAAUCCUCUCAGGAAUAAGGAGACAAAAUUGCCAGUGACAAGACGUCUGUCUGGAGACAGUGAUUCCUCAACAGCCUCCUCUAAGGGAGGAGGAGGAGGUGGAGGAGGGGGAGGACGGUUCUCUCUGGGUGGGGCCCCGCGGCGCUCUGGUGACGAGGUAGUCCUAUUUGUCAAUCGCAAGGAAGGGAAGCAUGUGAUCGAGAGACCUGGAGCUGGUGAUCAGACCCCAUCCAUGCGUCCCUCACCGCCCCGGGCACGCAGCCAAUCACGGGAACGCACUGCGUUGGCUCCGAUGCUCAAACCAAACCCACCACAAGGAUCCACCGACGGAUCGCGACCUUCCCGCACAGAAAGGGGGCGAUCCCUCGGAAACGAGGGCCUGAGGCGGCUCCACGCUCCGCGUUCCCACAGCCAGAGCAAGUUGACUUCCCGUACUCGGCCCAGUGAUGCCAGCCCGGGACCCCCUUCCGGCUGCAGAGACCCUCAGCACCCACCAUCCGACAGACUGGAGGAACUUCGAGCCAAACAAUUUCCAUCCUCUCACAGGAUAAGUGGUGGGUUCACCAAGAGGCAGUCGUCCUCGUGCUCCAACUCACCCGUUAAAGGGGUCCAGAACAUCAACAGCAGCCCCAGCAAGAAGAUCAUAACUACUCCAAAACCUCCCGCCCCUCGCUCACCCUCCAUAGGAAAAGGCAGACUUCUGCCCCCGGUCACCUCGGGAGGUCGACGUUCACCUCACUCAACUCCUCGCAACUCUCACCAUCAAGCUGCCCGCUCCCCUCGGACAUCCCAGGGCUCCUACGGGGGCCCUCGCCCGGCAGAGCGAGGGCCCCAUAGGAGCUGGUCUGGCUUGGAGCGCCAGCUGCCCGAAGAGGAAGGACUGGGCCUCAGCUUCCAGAUGCUACCAACCCUGGACCCCCAGAGGGAGCAGGACCUCUAUCGCAGCUUUGAGGCUGAGUUUCUAGCAAAUACACAGCAGUCUACAGGAGGCUCUCUUAGACCCACGGGAGUAACGCUGCACAGAGCUGUGGUGCAUUCAGUGUCACCACCCAUUGAUCCCAAUGUCACUGACUCUGCCUAUUCCUCCUCCAACUCCUCCUCCUCAUCCCUCAAUGUGGGGGCAAAGAUCGGAACUCUGCCUGACCUCAGGGAAUCAAAGAGAACUAAUCCCCGCCCCUUUCCAUCCGAGGACCCCUUAACUUUACUUUAUGGGCAUCAUUUUGGAAGUUCACAUAACUUUGGUCAAGGAGAGCCUGGGCACUGGAGGGAUCGUGGAGGGGGUCUCAAAAAGCUGCCGCCAAUCUCUAGCUCCAUCGAGGAGAAGGCUCCGCCAUCUUCCCUGCCCAGUCUUGGUGAACCAGACAGAUUUAUGAAUCAGGUCCCCAGCCGCCCUGACUGUAGGAAUAUGAAUGGGGACCAUGGAGGUUGUCCUCCCACAGCUGAGCAGAGUCAGCUUGGCUGGGGCACAGUGCCAGAAGGAGACGUUCCUCUGGAGAAUCACCAGCCGAACUUACCUUACGACUUAGAAAAUGGGGAUGGCAGUGAUGACCUCCCGCCACCAGAGGCAUGUCCGUCACCUGUGCACCUCCCCCCUUCCGAGGACUGCUCCUUCCAGGAUUCUUCCAGUGAAAACUCUUCCAUGUGCUUCAGCCUGAGUGAAUCACGCUCCGAGUCCCCCCCACCGUCUUCACCCGUGGCCAACGGGGACAACAAUGUAGAAGGGCUUCAGAUGAAGAAAGAGCACAGGAAAGCAGACGGUGCAGACCCAAUGUCAAAGCACAAACUGGGAGGCAGAAUGAGGCCUCGCACUGACAACAGGCCAGAAAACAGCCCCUCGCGUAUCCCCACCCCGGUCAGCUACAGAGACCUGCAGGCUCUCGACAAAUUUUCCCCGAGCCACACGCCGCCGCUGUCUCCGCAGAGCUCGCGCUCUGCUGGUCGACCGGCCACAUGCAAGAGCCUGCACCAGGCAUUUGCAGAUAUGAUCCAUCCUCAACCGCGAUGCCCAGCCAUAGGCAACAAGGAUUGCUCCUACCCUGGACAGUCGGGGAGCCUGGACACUGAAGCUUGGAUGUAGCACAGAUAAAAUAGGGACUUGUCAUGAACUUUGACUACUGUGUAAAAAAAAAAGACUUAAGAUUGGGCAAUGGAGUUUUUUCAUUGCAUGUCUAACGCUUUCUUUUUCACUUAGUUUCUCCCAUUAAAAACUGCAGUGGGUUCACAUUGCUUUUAUGUUGCACUCAAGCCAAAUCAUUUAUUACCAAAGGAAUGGUUUUUAAUAUUACUUUUACUCUUAUUUUAAUGUGCAUGGGGGUGUUUUUGCUAAUCAUGAGGUGUUUGUCUUUUUGUAAAGACACCCAUGAAAUGCUCAUGGUUGAUACAGAGAGAUAAAGAGAGAACAUAUGUGCUGCCAUGUGCUCUGCCGAGGGGCAUGAUGAAGUGCCAGGGAUUUAAAGCUGCAACUCAACAAACAUUGUUAACACUAAACCUUUAGUCACAUGGAGUAGCUCCCUCUUGUGGUUGGCCACUGUAUCUCUGCUUGCCUUGAUAGUCAAAAUACUGGUGUACUGACCAUGAAUUACCAUAUAUAUCAGUCUCUCCACAUUAGUGGUCUUCACAUAUGACUCUAUAUACUUCAAUUUUCAAUAUACUAAUAGGUAACAUAGAUAAAGGUACCCCCAUCAUUCCUCAGAACACUACAUGUACCACCAAAUCUCUGUACAGUUUGUACAGUCUGCUGUUAUUAAUGUAUGAUGUCACUGUUUCACAAUCUCCAAUGUUUUUAAAUGCUUAAUGUUCUAAAGGGUUUCAAGAUUAUGUUUGAUGCAGUAAAAUGUUUUAAAUUCUUUUCUUUUUAAGUGGAUUAAGUUAAGUGAAGGAUGUGUUACUUAGCGUCAAUGCCACUGAAACAGAAAUGUUGGGCGCUUCUGCUCUACUAAACUAUACUCUGGAAUACAAUGCUUCAUAUAUACAGAAGUCAAAGGUUGAGCAGAAUGAAUGUGUUAAUACAUAUUGAUUUACUCACUAAUAUAUGUGGGUAUUCUCUAUAUAAAAAGGCAUUGAAUAUACAGUUUAAUGUACAUUUUCACUGUAAUCAGUUUUGGGCUGCCUUAGCUAUGCAACGUUGGUGUUGGAAAUGCCUUGACAAUUCCCUUUGCCUUAAAAUGUGGCAGGUUAGUUUUUGAAUGUUUUUGCUCAAUGUUAUUGAGAUCUAUUCAAUAACAUUACAUUGACAUCCUUCACUGUUUAUGCUAUUGGAAAUUUUGAGUGUGAAUGCGGAAAUGAGUAAUGGACAUUGCCAAUUUUAAAUCAUACAUUAUACUUAAUCUAGGUGUACAAUUCAUUUUCGAAUUUGUGCAACAUCGCAUGAAUAAUCUAUACCAUUACUGGAUAUGAAUAUUCUCUUUGCACAUUUGUCAAGGCCAGAUCCCGGCUCAAGUCCGCGUGGACAGGUGUGGAUUCUGUAAAAUAUGUUUGAAAGUUCAUGGCCAUUUGUUGUGGAUGUGCUACUUGGUGGUUUUGAGAAAGGCAACAUUUUUGGAUCAUUUUGUAGGGCAUUGACAAAUUAAAUGGGCUGGAAAAAAAGAAUGUGCAUAUGUGUGUGAAUACAGUAUGAGAAUAUGUACAGAGUUGGAGUGAAGAGGGGACUGAUGUGGGUCUAAUUUAUUUAUUUAAGAAAUUAAGUCGCAUCGGACUGAAUUUACAUCUGUCUUCCAAUAAUAUAAAUGAGCUGAUUGUGUUUAGCGCAACAGGCCAGAAACAAAUAUCAUGCAUUUAAACAUGUUUUCCUCAACAGUAAACUGUAAAGAGACACAACCUGUUAGAAAUGUUGCUACUGUAAAAUCUGGUAUUAAACAGACAAACUGAACAUUUAAUGUUUUACGAUACAGAGCAUACGUUGGUUAUGUGAUUUAAUGCAGACUCCUCAAUGAAAUAACUUAGGAUGUACUCGUUUUGUAAGAGCUACUUGUGUAGCUUGUUAUCACUUUCACCUCUAAAAACAGAUCUUUACAUGUAUUGUAAUUAUUUUCAAUUAAAUAUUGGGUUUGGCUUAUUUGAAGACAUUUGCAUUUUAUUUUGAAAAAAUUGGUAUCGCCUGGUUAUGUAAACUGUUGCUACAUUCAAGCAUUUGGUUAUCAAUCACAUGAUUUUCCUAAUAAUCUGCUCUUUGUCUUGGAUGACUCUCUCUCUCUCUAUUCCUAAUCAGUGGAAUCUGAAUGUUCAUGAUUUUACAUUUUCUUGUUUGCUCAUUUUACUUGACUAAAACUUCCGUUAAAUGUACAGAUUGCUUGAGAUCGUGGAAUUUGUUUGUAUGAAAUAGCAAUACUGCAACAUUUAACUUGAAAAAAGUUGAAAUGGCUUGCAAAUUGUUCCUGUAAUAAAUAUCUUCCUCUGAAGUUUAUGAAACAUC
Pungitius pungitius (ninespine stickleback) is the source of this 6360-nucleotide messenger RNA. It is a transcript of the gene gas2l1, whose product is annotated as growth arrest-specific 2 like 1. Gene Ontology annotation, molecular function: microtubule binding; cytoskeletal adaptor activity; actin filament binding. The record is from RefSeq and is a predicted model, not a curated record. Bases 799 to 4026 code for a protein of 1075 amino acids. The transcript has 5 exons. Lineage: Eukaryota; Metazoa; Chordata; Actinopteri; Perciformes; Gasterosteidae. Gene Ontology annotation, biological process: protein localization to microtubule plus-end; regulation of microtubule polymerization or depolymerization; microtubule bundle formation. Gene Ontology annotation, cellular component: microtubule plus-end; actin filament; stress fiber.